Messenger RNA from Melozone crissalis (California towhee), 385 nucleotides. It is a transcript of the gene ANAPC11, whose product is annotated as anaphase promoting complex subunit 11. Gene Ontology annotation, biological process: protein ubiquitination; anaphase-promoting complex-dependent catabolic process; positive regulation of mitotic metaphase/anaphase transition. Gene Ontology annotation, molecular function: ubiquitin protein ligase activity; cullin family protein binding; zinc ion binding. The record is from RefSeq and is a predicted model, not a curated record. NCBI's taxonomy places the organism in Eukaryota, Metazoa, Chordata, Aves, Passeriformes, Passerellidae. Bases 37 to 291 code for a protein of 84 amino acids. The transcript has 2 exons. Gene Ontology annotation, cellular component: anaphase-promoting complex; nucleus.
UUCCGGCGGCACCGGGAGCGGGACCGGGACCGGGACAUGCGGGUGCGCGUGCGGAGCUGGCACGGAGUCGCGUCCUGGCUGUGGGUGGCCAACGACGAGAACUGCGGCAUCUGCCGGAUGGCCUUCAACGGCUGCUGCCCCGACUGUAAGGUUCCCGGAGACGACUGCCCGUUGGUGUGGGGGCAGUGCUCGCACUGCUUCCACAUGCACUGCAUCCUCAAGUGGCUGAACUCGCAGCAGGUGCAGCAGCACUGCCCCAUGUGCCGCCAGGAGUGGAAGUUCCGCGAGUGACGGCGGCACCGGGCACCGGGCACGGCUGUGACCCGCCCGGCCCGGCCCGGCCAAUAAACGUGCGACGCCAGUCCGUGUCCGUGUCUGUGCGCGG